Erinaceus europaeus (western European hedgehog) is the source of this 1137-nucleotide messenger RNA. RefSeq names its product vomeronasal type-1 receptor 4-like. The transcript is spliced from 4 exons. Gene Ontology annotation, molecular function: pheromone receptor activity. The coding region runs from base 1 to 1137 and encodes 378 amino acids. Gene Ontology annotation, biological process: G protein-coupled receptor signaling pathway. Gene Ontology annotation, cellular component: membrane. The record is from RefSeq and is a predicted model, not a curated record. NCBI's taxonomy places the organism in Eukaryota, Metazoa, Chordata, Mammalia, Eulipotyphla, Erinaceidae.
AUGGCACUGGGACUCGUUUUUGCUUUGCAGACCUCAGUGGGGACCCUGGGGAAUUACUUGCUGCUUUUCCACUAUGUCUCCCUGUCCCUCACAGGAGACAGGAUGAGGCCCACAGACAUGAUUCUCAGACACCUGACCAUCGCCAACUCCGUGGUCAUUCUCUCUAGGGGAGUCACACAGACCAUGGCAGCUUUGGGGGUGAGAGACUUCCUCAGUGAUUUGGGCUGCAAACUUGUCUUCUAUCUUCACAGGGUGGGCAGGGGGGUUUCCAUGGGCACCACCUGCCUCCUGAGUGUGUGUCAGAUGAUCACCAUCAGCCCCUGGACCUCCAGGUGGGCCCAGCACAAAGACAGGGCUGCCAGGAACAUUGAGCGCUACAUAGUUCUGAUUUGGAUACUGCACCUGUCAGUCAACUACAUUAUUUUAGCAAGUAUGACUAGUACACUGAGAAGCAAAAACAUGACCCAGAAACAGGAUUUUGGAUAUUGUUCUGCCACAUUUAAAGGUGGAAUCGUAGCUUCACUCUACAGUGCACUGUUCUCAGUCCCUGAUGCGCUGACUCUGGGCCUCAUGCUCUGGGCCAGUGGCUCCAUGGUGUCCAUGCUCCACAGGCACAAGCAGCAGGUCCAGCACCUUCACAGAGCUCGUGUCACCCCCAGAGCUGCCCCUGAGACCAGGGCCACCCAGAGCAUCCUGGUGCUGGUCAGCAUCUUUGUCACCUGCUACACCCUCUCCUCCACCUGUCACCUCUGCAUUGCUUUGUCAAAGAAUCACACCUGGUGGAUGGUGAACCUCUCUGUUCUACUGGCUGCAUCUUUCCCCACUGUCAGCCCCUUCCUCCUCAUGAGCCAUAGCUCCAGGCUGUGUGGGCCCUGCCGUUUCUGCAUGAGGGACUCGACUAACCACCACUAUCAUGAGGAAGCCAGCACCUGGGCUCUUUGCAUCAGCGUCCCCAAUCCCCAAGGCUGCCCUGUCACUGCCACUCCUGGUGACAUCCUCACUGGGACUCAGCAGGGAGCUGCAGAGAGCUGGGACCUCCUGUGCCAGCUCAGGGCAGAGUCUGUAAGGAAGGAGGUGCAGCAGGAGUCUGGCUUCUCUGACAGGAAGGCAGACAGCUGUCACCCAGAAGCCAGCUGA